Molecule: messenger RNA, 7725 nt
Organism: Chilo suppressalis (striped riceborer)
Lineage: Eukaryota; Metazoa; Arthropoda; Insecta; Lepidoptera; Crambidae
Source: the annotation of a GenBank genome assembly
CAGCAGGUGAGUGAAGUGAGACCUCGGUUCUCAGAGUGAGAUAGGCACUUUAAUUGUUGCUUGUGUUUUUUGAGAUAUUCGCAGGUGAUUCGCAGUUAUUUCUCUACUCGUGAAUAAGUUUAACUCCUACCCAUGUUAAAAUAAUUUCAAUAAAAUAUACUGACUAGGGAUUGCAGUCAAUCAGUGUUAACUAAAUCUUUAUUUGUGUACAAUGGAGCAUAAAUUAGUAGAUGAUAUUUCGAGCACCUUGAGGGAAAGAGUAUUUUUCGCAGCAAGAGAUGGAAUGUCUUUGACUCUUUACGCCUUGUUAUAUGAGAAGACAACAGAUGAUAUCGACGAACUACUCAACGGCGAUGUAUGUUGUGAUGGAGUGAAAUGUACACCCCUGAUCGCUGCGGCCCGUCAUGGUCGAGAAGGAGCCGUAAGAAUCUUAUUGGAUAAAUUCAGACCUCCAGUAAGAUUGGAAACUGAAGGCACAGUCAAGUUUGAUGAAUAUGUCAUUGAAGGUGCCACAGCAUUAUGGUGCGCAGCCGGCGCUGGACACUUGGGCAUAGUAAAGAGAUUGGUCCGCGCCGGAGCCAACGUAAACCACGCCACGAGGACCCUGAGCACCCCCCUCCGAGCAGCCUGCUUCGACGGCCGCCUGGACGUCGUCAAGUUCUUAGUCAGGCAUGGCGCCGAUAUUCACAAGGCGAAUAAAUACAACAACACAUGCCUCAUGAUAGCCUCGUACAAAGGACACUUGGAUGUGGUCCAGUUUUUACUGGAGAGUGGCGCACGCGUCGACGAGCGUGCACUCUGUGGGGCCACAGCAUUGCAUUUCGCAGCAGAAUGUGGUCACGCGGCUGUGGUCUGCGCAUUACUGGAGAGAAACGCGCACAUACUGACCAACGAGAAUGGCAUGACACCACUACAAUGCGCUGCGGAACGCGCGCGCGCAUCCGUGGUGGAAAUCCUCGCAGCCCGACCGGAAGUGACCCGCGCGCAGGCGGUCGAAGCAUUCGAACUGCUGGGCGCCUCCUUCGCCAACGACAAGGAGUAUUAUUGCUUGAGAAUGGCGUAUCAGUACCUACACCGGGCGAUGACGAUGCGGUAUGACACACGCUACGGUCAGUUGCUGAAGAAACCGGCCGAUCCUAUCGCGGCGUACGACAAUUGGAAAGAGAGCACUACUUUGGAGGAGGUGGAGCGUCUGUCGGGCGACGCGCACGCGCUGCACAUGGAGGGGCUGACUGUUCGCGAGCGAGUAUUGGGUCGCGAGUGCCCCGAUCUGCCGCACCCUGUGGUGUUCCGAGGCGCUGUGUUCGCGGAUGAAGCGAGAUUCGACCGCUGCUUGCAACUGUGGCGGCAUGCGUUGCUACUACGGCAGCAUAAUGCGGUGUCCGUUGUAAAGGAUUUGCUCAGGUUCGCUCAAGUUUUCUCACAGAUGAUACACAUUGGAAUAGAACUACCGCUUGCUCAGGUUUGCUACGUAUUGGAGGCUUGUGUGGAAGAGUUGAAAAGAGGUACACAGAGACUGGAAAAACCACAAUCAAACCACGACCCGGAUGCUUUAUUAAGCUUGGCUCGCACAUUUUGCUUCCAGGAGGAAUACGAGAGUAACAUACGCACCGCCCUAUAUCUGGUCGCAGUCGCCGCUAGAUUGUUGGAAAACCCCGAUAACAGUGAGGAGACGACAUGUUCAGUGAGAAGAGCCGUGUUCAGAUUGAGAAACGUCCGCCUCAGAUGCGGCCAGACGCUGCUGCAUCUCGCCGCCGACCGUCGCACGCCCGUCGACGACUUCCACACCAGCGACGUGUGCCAGUUCCCUUGUAUGAGGACGACGCGGUUACUUCUAGAGUGCGGCCUCGACGUAGACGCAUCCGAUGACACGAGACGGACGGCUCUGCACGUUGCCCUAAUAUCGUACCAGUUAAUACCAGACGAGAGAGAACAGUGGAGCGAAUCUCUAUGCGCCGUAGUAUGCGAGUUGCUGUCACACGGAGCCCACGUUGACGCCAUGGAUGCGGACGGAAUCACGCCGCUAGUGGCCGCCAUAGGAGGGCCCGCAGAGAGUUUAGUCCGAGGCGCGAUAAGGCCACGUUUGACAUGUUUAGCCGCCGCAGCGAUGGCCAUGAAUGGCGUAAGAUACCGCCCCGUGUCAGUACCCAGAGAUCUACACGGAUUUCUACGAAUGCACGGGGUUGCGCCCCAGUAACACCCAUAUCUAAUCUAAACACAAAGCCAAUGAUGCAAAGAAAUGGUAGAAAAUAAUAUCGACCCAUCUCAAGAAACAGACUGGACAAAUAAUGUUAUUGUUUUAUUCUAGCGAAUUACUUUAGAUAUAUUAAGAAAAAUAAAAAGUCAAAAUGUUUAUAUAAAAAUACUAGAUAGUAAGAUUUAUUUCUUAAAGUCACAAAGAUGUGCCCGCUUACUUGAUUGUCAAAUUAACCGCUUUUAUUCUUAUAAUCGCGAAAAGUUGAAUUACUGUUUCAAUUGUACGUUUUGUCAAUUUCUUAGUGUUACGAAUUCUUUUAAAGGAUGUUUAAGACAGAGAAAUUGUAGUGGAACAGGUUGAUUAGACUUUUCGUGGUGUUCUAAUAAUAAUGCAGAUACAAAUAUAUAGGUAUAACCGAUACAAGAUAGUAUUUCAUCAAAGUCUUUCUUGACGCUCAUACAGCAUUAAAUAAUUGAUUUUGCUAAGCAAAAUUAGGAAGUAUGUACUCAGACUCUAAAAGAUCAUAAUAAAACGGCAGGUGACAAUAAUCUAAAACUAAAAUAGAGAGCAUUGUAAAAGUAAUAAUUAAUAUCUAAAAAUAAUUAAAAAAUAUUUUUUUUGGUGUGAGUUUUGAAAAUCGAUGGCACAAAAAAUGGGCACUGAACAUGCAGCUUUAUAUAAAAAUAUCAUAAUAAUUUAAGAUAUCGUAGUUACUAGCGCAAGUAAAAUAUUAUAUGAUCCAAGGCUUUCAAAGAACUUUAAUAUUAACAAAGUUGACAUAAACUACAGCUAUUUCAAAGUAUUUUUAAACACUACUUUAAUUAAUAAUAAUACACAGACGCGUGCCAUAGGCUUAUAAUAUUCAAAUUUAUCGAAAUUAUAAAUAAUGCUCUACUUAUGAUAUUAGAAGUGCAAUAUUAGUUAAGUCUGGUAAAACUGAAAGUAUAUAUACUCAAAGGGGGUUUGAGACCUAUGUUUGUUAAUAUACAGACCUAAUACGCUAGCAAAUAUGUUUUAUAACGAUCAUGUUUGGACGAAAGAAAGAAGAUGUAUUAUUUAUUUACUUCCACAAAUAACUUUUUUUUCCUAAACGUUUUCUGACUUGGGCUAUUUCUCUAAAAUGGAAUUUGAAAUAGCUUGCUAUAAAAAAUUUAAGCUGUUACAAAAGUCAAAAGUAUACAGUUUGUAUAGAACACAGGGUUGGAUUGUGUUCAAACAGCUAAAUAUUUAAUAGCUCAAAUAUAAUGUUGUAUAUAAUCAGAAUAAUAUAUUGUAUCCGUUCGGAUUGUAGGGGACGACUGUUGUGAUAAUAAUAUAGUUUUUAUUUAAGUUAAUAUAAUAGUAAAAUCGCCGCUAGGUAAGCACAAAGACCUAUAUGUAUUCAUUAGAAUACUCGUUAUAUCAUUUGUAUAUAGUCACAACUAUAUUUUGAGAGAUAUUUCUAAGUGAUAUAUCAUAGUUCUUAUUGUGUACUCGUUAUGGACUAUGUUUCCAUUUUCAGAAUUAUUUGUGGCAUGGCCUACAAUGUUGCAAAUCUGUACGAAUUGUAAACAGAUAGAAAAGUCUUAUUCACGAUUUCUUCUUUCUUAUAAGUAUAAGUAAUAUAAAAAAAAACUCUUUUUGCUGACACCGGUCAUUAUCUUUUUGACUUUUGAAAGUUUAUUUUUUCCAUCACAAAAGACAGAAUGAAAUAAUGGUGUCGAUUCUGGCAUGAUUCUCUAAAGCUUAACUUAAAUUUGACAACAGUGUAUCCUUGUCAAUUUCUAUACAGAAUAAAAAGGACAGACUGAUGUUAUUAUAUUCAGUUUUAAGUUUAGAGAAUUCUGCCAGAAUCGACACCAAUGUCUAACCUAAAUGAAUUUUAAAAUCUACUCCUAUUAUUUUUUUAUAUAAACAAUGCUAUUUUAUUUGAAUACUCUUGUAAGUCACUUUAUUUUUGUUUAUUAGGUUAUUUAGCUAAAUCAUCAUCACAAGAAAACGCGAAUAAGACAAGUUUAAAUUUAUAAACGUUUCAGAAUCUGAUCCUUUGUCUAGGGGAGUAGAGACGUCUCAGAAAUAUGAUCGUUUGUGUAGGGGAUUAGGUGUCGAAAUACGUAGUCUUGUUAUAGAGUAGCUACUUGUUAUAAUAGACUAGAAACACCUGUUGGAACUGUAGAUGUAUUUAAGAAUACCUAUCAUAACACCAUUGGUAUGUAACGCACAAAUUGUAAUAGUUUUAAAAUGGAAACUGUUUAAUCAUCUGUACUAAUAUUAUAAAGAGGGAUCUCUGGAUCUACUGAAUUGAUAAUGAAAAUAAUUUUAACAAUAGCAAGCCACAUUAUUUAUUUUUUACCCUUUACUAGAAAUGCAACGAAUUAAUGAAUUGACUAAAUUUAAUUAGCAUUAACGUAUCCCAUAUCUGACAAUUCUUAAUCUAUGUAGUAACAAUUAUGUAUAUAUUAAAUAAAAAUAUUUUAAUUUUAAUAUAAUCAUUGAAAAUUGACAGCUAUCUGUAAAAAUUUCAUGUUUUAUUCUAGUUAUAAAAAUGAAAAAAAAAAUGUUGUUGCAUUUUGUUUUAGUUUUGUACUUCUCAAGGCAUGAUCUAAGUAUUUGUUGGACUUUGAGUUUUGGCAAUACUGACAGAUUGACUCGGAAAAAUCUAGAAAAAUAUACUACUAUCCACUUUACCAGGUGUUUAUGUUUUACGCUUUAAAUUUAAAACAACUAGCUUUCCGAACGGGAAUCAAACCCGGCCGUCCGGUGACAAAUUUGUCUAGAGUCAAGAGUCAAUGUGUAAUAUAAGUUUUUUAAACAACUUAUCGAUACAUUAGUAUUGAUUUAUUUCAGCCAAACUAACUUAAAUGCAAUUAUGUUUUUUUUAAAUGUUUCGCAUUUAUUUUGUACAUUUUUAGUUCAAAAUAAUUUGUGUAGAUCUACGAUAGUAAUGUAGACUCUCCUGCUUAGUAUAAUCUAUCGACAUGCAAAUAUAUUUUCGCCCUAUCACAAAGUGUCCACUAAAGUAAGACUUAAGUUUAAACCCCUAGUCUGUCUUCUCAUUGGCGAACAAAAGUGAAUAUUGUUAAAAAACGUAUUUUUUUAAAACUAGACUUAAAUUUAGUCAACAAUUUGUAAUAAGGUGGUUUCUUUAAUACAUAACAUUAGUUCUUCAGGGGUUUAAUCAAUGUAAGAUUAACAAGUAAUAUAUUUAAGGAUUUUUCUGUGUUCACACACAUACAUAGCUUUAGUAUGAUACGUUAUGCUAUAACUACAGCUUUGAUUGUAUACACGCCUGCCGUAUUAACUGUACGGAAAGGGCACAAAAAAUAUCUACUACAUAUGGUAGAUAAAGCUCGUCGCUACACACGCACACAUUGACUUUUUACAAAGAAUUUGACAGUAGGUUCACUCACAUAAAUUGAACCGUUUUCUUUGCGUGGUUAAUUUGGAUUGAUCUUUCUAGGCGUGUAUAUAAUCAAACGACAGUCACCUUUAAUAAAGGCUCUAACUCAAUAACGUAUUAUUAGUAAUGCUAUGUCUUAACAAUUACUCUUCUAGUAAUUAAGCACUCUUUCUUUUUGGUUUUGUUGGUUAUAUUAUGUUAUCAAUUCAGUUGUUGGACGCACUUUUAUGCUUUACAAAAUUCACAUAGAGAAAUCGAGCUUUGCAUCAAAGAUUAUGGCAGCCAUAGAGCACAUGCCUAAAGCUUCCCAUUAAGUAAGCCUAUUUAAAAAUAUAUGAAUUUACAUUUGAUAUUCUAGUUUAUAACUUCUGAUACAAACAAACCUUUUGUGUUUGUACCUUAAAGGUCAAAUGUCUUCAUGUAUUAUUCUAAAAGAAUAAAUUUGCAUUUGCAGAGAGUCCUCCAGGGGCUGACGGCAAACUUAAUCAUCGACCAUAGACAAGGAAGCUUACGCGAUAGCAAUUUUACAUAUAAAAACGUCUACUGCGCAAGUUUAUUUGUCUGUGGUAUUGCUCAAGAAGUUUGCCAGUUUGCCGCAACCUGUAACUAUCUUCAUCUGCUUUAUUAUCACAUACAUUUUGCACGCAUUUGUAUUCGUGGGAAAAUGGUUUUACGGAAUUUAGAUCUCUAGACAACUAUUUUUUCGUGCAAUAUUUUUGACGCUUAUUCUAUAUAGGGUUUAGUAUCUUUGAAGAAAAGCACUCUAUGCAGGAAAAUAGUACAUAUUUUGAAUUGAUGCUUCUAAUGAUAAAACAGACAGCUAGAGUAUAAUAUUUAAUAACCUCUUAGUUUGACUAAAGUAUAAUAAUUUUAUUUUUCAUGGGCUCAAUAUCAUUUGUUAAAAUAAAUUGUUUAUAUAUUUUUAAGGACCGUUUAUAUUACGUGAUAUCGAUAUAUUAUAAAGAUUGUCUAUAAUUAAUGAUGAUAAUGAUAUAUAAUUAUUUUCAUGCGAAUUGUAAUAUUUUUGUAUAUGAAAGAUGUAUAUUAUCUGUAAUUGUACUUAUCUUAAAUAUGUCGUGUACCUGGUUUUUGUAGAAGUACUGCCGAUAUUAUCAUCUAAAAUUGCUAUUAUGACUCUUACUGUCAAGUGGUAAGAUUUAUAAUUGACUACUCGGCCACAGAAGCAAUAUAUUAGGCAAUUAUUUUCGUAAAUCAAAUAAUUAUAAUAGAUUAACAGUGGCCGGUAAAUCGUAGUUGCUGUUCUUUAUUAGAUUAUUAAACUGGUUAUUAAACUAAAAAGCUUAACAUAUGUAUUAGGGACAUUGAAGCAUAUUGAAGCUUUGAAAUGCAUAUAAAAAAAGGUAGUUUCGUUAUUUUUAGUUAAAACACAUAUUUCUCUUAUGCGUUCUGAUUAAAUGACAAUGCAUAAAAUUAUCAAUGAUAUUAUUAUCAAUAUAACAUGCCAAUGUAUAACAUUGUACAGUCACACAGACCCUACCACACAACGAGCUAAUGAAAAUUUAAACGUUUUAUUACAAUUUGCUAACUCUCUAGAAGGCUUUGUGCAAUUAAUAAUGUACAGCUUGACAACAGAAAAUAAAAUUAAAACCAGAGACCUAAAUUGUAUAACUCUUACUUUUCCAAAUGAAAAUGUAAAUGUGACAUAACUAAUCUCAUUCCCAAAAGUUAAACAAGUUGGGUUUUUGGCUUGAGGGCUCCUGAAUCGCAUUUUAGUAAAUCACAAAGUAUUAUCAAUGUUAUAUUGUCAAUUAGCUCCAUUCAAAUUCCGCAAUAUCGUGAGUUUUUUUUUGAUAUUUUUCUGAUCGGGCUAAACAAUGCAUACGUGACGCUGUCACAUUAUUUAAUGUAGUUUGCUAAAAUAAAAACAGUUUUUUGACGCAGACCUUAGUCUACAGAUAUAAGUUAUAAUGAUAUUACAACUAGGUAGAAUACAUAUGAAAUUGUGCCAAAUAUUAGUACUUAAGUAGAAUUACUGGAGCUUUAUUUAUGUGGCGUAAGUUGACUAUCACAUUGUUCACUCUCCGAAUGUAGCAGGAUUAUGGAAUAUAUUGUAUUUCCUGAAAUAAAGUUUAAUGUUUCUAAAAAAGGUCUUUCUUUCUUAAUCUUUAGCUGUGCAACGAAAUAGUUG